AUGAAAGGAAUUCCUGCAAGUCGGGGUUCAGGAUCGACUGAUCCGUCGAAGCGCGAUCACGCGAGGACUCCUGGUGUGACUGUACCAGGUUGUGACGGUAACGCGGGUAUCGCUGAGACACCCGCGUCACCGCACCCAGCAGCUUUGCAUUCAGCCACGUCAGCAUCAGCAUUAUCAACAUCAGCAGGAGCAGGAACAGCACCGCAGCCAACCUUAUCCGCCGUCAGUUCCUCACCCUCGAUAUUAGCUGCCGCGUUCUCCCUCUUUCCAUCGUCGCCGUUCGCUGAAGAGCUCCCCUCGCCGUUGUCACCCCCGGAUCUGUCACCUCCGCGUUCCCCCUCCGUACAGUCACCGGCGCAGGAGGAAGUGGAGCUCGAGGCGCUAGCGGGGACGACAGGGGGAAACGGCGGAGGAGAAAGGCGCGCAUCCGCGGAUGGGGGGGAAGGGGAAAGGGGGGGAGCCAUGCGGAGGGAAGAAGGAAACGGGGGUUUGGAGGGGGAUGCGGAGGCGGAAGCGGGAAUAGGGGAGGCUGGGGGGGAGUUAGGGGGAGCGGGGGUCCAGUUGGGGUCAGGGGAGGGAGCAGCAGCAGCGUCUGGGCUUGUCUAUUGGACCGGUGUAACGACAGCUACAGAUCCCCUGGGGAGCGUUCAGUGCCCCAAUUCUGAUGUUGAGCAGGUCCGAGCCGUGGCUUCCAGGUUACUUCCUGCCAUAGCAGCGGCCACAAUCGACCAAUUAGAGAGCUCGGUAACUCUCUUUACCUCCCCUCCAUCCCCGUUAGAAGCAGCAGAGGCAGUCAAAGGCGAGCUGCUCACGUUCCUUGACUCCCGCACCAAGGGCCUCACCGCCCCUGCUGUAACCCCUCCUGUUGCUGUUGAUGUUACCGAGGCUUGGACCGGGGUCUGGCAUGGGCAUGGGGGAGAGGAAGAAGAGGGGGGAAGAGGGGGGAGUGGAGGAGCAAGGGGAGGGGGAGAAGUGGGGGAGGGUGGAGCAGAGGCAGCAGCUAGUAGUUCAAGGAAAGAAGCCUCAGUGUCAGGAGUGCAGCAGGAGAAGCAGAAUGGAGAGGAGGAGAAGCAGCCGUUCAACUCUCCUGUGGUUACCACCAUCCAGGCUCUUCUAGACGAGUUUGUGGCUCAACGCCAGAGCUUGCUGAGUCGCUUUUCGUCCGCCUUCAGGCGUGUGGAAUAUACUGAAGAUAAGGUUGCAUCUCUGGCUCAGCAGUUAGAGGAGUCUGAUCUGCUUGACAAGGCUUUAAGGAUCAACCUUGCUCAGUCGCUUAUUCGCCGCGUCGACGCCGCGGGUACUGCGCAUUGCUCGGCGCAAUUCGGCACUGUCACGGGGUUGAAUUCGCACCGGGAACGGUGCCCGUUUGAGGAGGUCCAGUGUGCGAACGCGCCCUGCUGGGAGCGGGUGUCUCGGUACAGGAUGGGCGUACACGAUAAGAAGUGCCCCCUUAAGAUUCUUCCGUGCCGGCAGGGGUGUAGACUGACAAUAGCGCGAGCCGGGAUGGAGAGACACUGUGCGACGGACUGUGGGAUGAAAUCCGUCCCCUGCCCGUACGCCCCUAUGGGGUGCACGCUGCCUCUGCUGCAAAAGGACGUGGCGAAGCACUGUAGAGAGCGGGUGGAGGGGCAUUUGCGGGCGGCGUGCCAGCUGGUGGUGGAGAUGAGGCAGGAGGGGCAGGUUGUAGCGCGACGGCUUGACAUGCUGGAGAAGUCUAUAUCCCUCACAGAGAGACAAGGGAAGGUGGAUGUGGAAAUGGUGCGCAAGGAGCUUCAAGCAUCCAACAAGAAAGUAACAUCACUGGAGCAAGAGUUAAGGGCUGGGAGCCGCAGCAUUCUCUUCCCAUGCAUCUGCCCGCGAAGCGCAAUGUCGACCUCGCGCCGCCGUGUUGCCACGCAUCGCCAGAACAAGCAGCGUCUCGCGCGCCGAGCCAGCCGCGAUCGGUGGAAUCUGCAGCAGCUGCUGAUCGCGGAGCGCAGAGCACUCGGACCGUCUGUGGCCGGGUCGUAUUUUUAUCAGAGGGAGGACGCGGAGGGGAAGAAGCCGCUGUUUUCGUUCGGCGUGAUGACGGACGUGCAGUACGCUGAUAUCGACGACGGACAUUCGUUCCUAGGCAUCCCUCGGUUCUACCGACACAGCUUAGAAGUGGUGAAGAGGGCGGUUCGCGACUGGAACCACGAGACGAAUCACAUUUCCUUCGCAGUGCAUUUCGGCGACCUCGUCGACGGACUCUGUCCUCGCGAAAAAUCGCUCGAGGCGUUUCAAACGGUUCUGGGCGAGUUCGGCAAGUUGGCCAACGGUCCUGUAUACCACAUGCUAGGCAACCACUGUCUCUACAACCUCCCCAGGAAAACCCUCAACAAGCUGCUCGCCAUGCCUCCCUCCGCCGACCACCGCUCCUACUACCACUUCUCCCCCUUCCCCGGCUUCCGCCUCGUCGUUCUCGACCCGUACGACAUCAGCAUGAUCGGCUGGCCGUCCGGCCACCCGCAUGCUGAGCUGGCGGCGGAGAUUCUCGGGCGGCAGAAUCCGAACGAGGAGAAGAACAGCCCGGAGGGGAUGGUGGGGAUGCAGCGGCGGUUUUUGAAGUUCAACGGGGGAGUGAGUGAGACGCAGCUGGGUUGGCUGGAGGGGGUGCUGAGGGAGAGUGAUGAGUGUGGGGAGACGGUGAUCAUCUGCUGUCACCUGCCUGUGGAGCCCAACGCUCUUCCCACCUCCACGUGCCUCAUCUGGAACUAUGACAAGGUGAAUGCUGCUCCCUGUUCCCGAUCUCCUAACUCUCUAGUAUCCCUCACAUUCCCUUCCCUUUCCUCCCCCCAUCUCCCUUCCUCCUCCCCCACUCCCCCCCCCCCCCCCUCCCCCUUCCCGCCUUCUCACCCUCUUUGUUACCCGCGCUUGACUAAUCUGCUUGACCCCGUGCAUGUCCCUCAUCAGGUUCUCGCGACCAUUCAGCAGCAUGACUGUGCGGUGGCAGUCAUUUCCGGCCAUGCUCACUUUGGAGCGUACACCUGUGACGACAAGGGCAUUCACCACCGGAUUCUUGAGGCGGUGAGUGGAAACUUCUGGCUGGUCGUUUCUUUGCCUUGA
This is a messenger RNA of Closterium sp. NIES-65, 3087 nucleotides long. The record is from the annotation of a GenBank genome assembly. NCBI's taxonomy places the organism in Eukaryota, Viridiplantae, Streptophyta, Zygnematophyceae, Desmidiales, Closteriaceae.